Molecule: messenger RNA, 1562 nt
Organism: Thalassophryne amazonica
Lineage: Eukaryota; Metazoa; Chordata; Actinopteri; Batrachoidiformes; Batrachoididae
Gene: syt6a
Product: synaptotagmin VIa
Exons: 6
Coding region: 72-1562 (496 amino acids)
Biological process (GO): cellular response to calcium ion; calcium-ion regulated exocytosis; regulation of calcium ion-dependent exocytosis
Cellular component (GO): membrane
Molecular function (GO): phosphatidylserine binding; calcium ion binding; calcium-dependent phospholipid binding
Source: RefSeq, a predicted model, not a curated record
GCUGCUGCUGCAUGUGUGGGUGUGUUAGUCCCCUUGGAUGAGUGCACACGGCCGAGGAUGCAUCAGGGAGCAUGAGUUCUGACCGAGAGCAGCAUGAUAUGAUCUGUCAGAAAGCCGUGACCCUAAUUGUUGAUCUUUGUCUGCACAACAGCACAGUGCUGGAUCAGGACACCUGUCAAGAUUUCCUCUUGCUGCUGUCCGGCCAGACAUCUGACCGCAAAGACCAGGACGUUACUUUUGGCCUCCUGCUCGGUGUGUUUGUGGUUUGCGGCCUGGCUCUGCUGGGUCUUCUCACAUUCAUCUCCUGGAGGCUGUGCUGGCUGCCUUGGCGGAACAAGGCCCAUUUCCACAAUCCAGCUCUCAGCCCGGCCCGUGGUCCAGACCAGCGCCCGCUGCGGCCGUCGGUCCAGCUGCCCAGUCCCAACCAGCCAGUGAUCACCAUGGCAACAGAGAAGGCGAAGGACCCCAUGGACUCAAUGGGUUUCCUGGAGGCAGCAGUGAAGAUAAGCCAUACGUCUCCCGACAUCCCCACUGACGUGCAGCUCUCCAUGAGGGAGCACUUUCUACGCCGCACGCAGCGCAUGCAGAGACAAACCACCGAACCUGCUUCCUCCACCAGGCACAAUUCUUUCAAAAGACACCUGCCCAGACAGAUGCAGGUAGGAAGUCUAGACCUGGGAAAUGACUAUAUGGUGGAGAAGGAGGAAAAGUCCACCAGCAUCGGCCGCAUUCAGCCAGAACUCUAUCAACAAAAGGCUUUGGAGUCAGAAGACAUGUCCAAAAAUGGCAGCAACAAAAACUGUGGCAGAAUUAAUUUCUCCCUCAAGUAUGACUAUGAAAAUGAAUGCCUGCUGGUUGACAUCCUCAAAGCAGUGGACCUACCAGCCAAAGACUUAUGUGGUACGUCUGACCCUUACGUUAAGAUCUACCUGCUGCCUGACCGCAAGAAGUUCCAAACACGUGUCCACCGGAAGACGCUCAACCCCACAUUUGAUGAACGCUUUCAGUUUUCCGUGCCUUAUGAGGAGCUGGCUGUCAGGAAGCUUCAUAUGAGCAUCUUUGACUUUGACCGCUUUUCACGACACGAUAUGAUCGGUGAGGUGGUGUUGGACAACUUAUUCGAGACAUCAGACCUCUCCAGGGAGACAAACAUAUGGAGGGACAUCCAGUAUGCUACCAGUGAAAGCGCUGACCUCGGGGAGAUCAUGUUCUCACUAUGCUAUCUGCCUACCGCGGGAAGACUCACGCUAACUGUCAUCAAGUGCAGGAACCUCAAGGCCAUGGACAUCAACGGAUACUCAGAUCCAUAUGUCAAAGUGUCACUCAUAUGUGACGGGAGACGUUUGAAGAAGAAGAAGACGAGCAUUAAAAAGAACACUCUGAAUCCCACCUACAAUGAGGCCAUCAUCUUUGACAUCCCGCCCGACAGCAUGGACCAUGUCAGCCUACACAUCUCUGUCAUGGACUACGAUUUGUACGUACAACCAAACGUAGAGACUGAGCUAGCUGGAACAGUAACUACCCUUGUCCAGUCGAUAUUAUGGCUCACCAAGCCAGACUAA